Nyctereutes procyonoides (raccoon dog) is the source of this 6222-nucleotide messenger RNA. RefSeq names its product zinc finger protein 211-like. The transcript has 3 exons. The coding region runs from base 145 to 867 and encodes 240 amino acids. The record is from RefSeq and is a predicted model, not a curated record. NCBI's taxonomy places the organism in Eukaryota, Metazoa, Chordata, Mammalia, Carnivora, Canidae. Gene Ontology annotation, biological process: regulation of DNA-templated transcription.
GUAGGUACUUUUGCCUCUGGUUGGGUCUGUUUAUCCUGUAAAUUUGGGUUCUGAGUCAAGGUGACUAACCCUGAACACCCGAAGGUACGUGCUGUCUUCGUCGCACCCAGUGGGGGCAGGGCCCCGCACCGCCUCUCCAGGCCAAUGACAGCAGCCGCGCCCAAGGCCCCGACACAGGGUGGCGUGACCUUUGAGGACAUUGCCGUGUACUUCUCCUGGAAGGAGUGGAGACUUCUGGAUGAGGCUCAGAGACGGCUGUACCACCAUGUGAUGCUGGAGAACUUUACACUUAUAUCCUCACUGGGUUGCUGCUGUGGAGCAAAGGCUGCAGAGGCACCCAUUGAACAGAGUGCUUCUGGAGGCAUGUCACAGACCAGGACACCCAGGGCAACUCUGUCUUCCUGGAUGACCCACCCCUGUGAGAUGUGUGGUGCAGUCUUGAGAGACAUUUUCCACUUGGCUGAGCAUCAGGGAAAAGAAAGGAGUCAGAAACUGUUGAGGUGCAGGGCAUGCGGGAAACAAUUUUAUUUCAGUAUAAAGUUUCAACAACAGGAACAUCACGUGAAACAAAAACCAUUCAUAAACAUGGACACAGUAUCUUUUGUAAAGAGCUGGGGAAUCCAUGAUUCUGGGAAGUCCUUUGCCUGUGUGGAGGUUCAGAAGGACUUCCUGUCUGGCUUAGGGCAUCUACAGCAAGAGGCCACUGAGUGGGGAGAAGUCAAACACAAUUACACAGUGCAGGACAUCUUUACAAAGCAGAAAAAGUCAUUAUCCUUGGGGAGAAUGCAAGAAUGCCUUCGGUUACAAACAUUCACAUAUUCAGGACCAGAGUGUCCACCUUGGAAGACAGUACUUUAUGUGCAGUGACUGUGGGAAAAUGUUCAGGUACACAUCCUUAUUUGUGAUACACCAGAGAUUUCAUAUAAUAGGAAAAGAACAUUAUGAAUUUGAAAAAUAUGGAAAAUCCCUUUGGCAAAUGUCAACCCAUAGUCAACAUGAAGAUAUUCACAGUGGAUCCAAGCAGUACACAUGCAGCAAAUGUGGGAAAUCCUUAAACCGCAAAUUUGUCAUUUAUCCCCAGAAAUGGCACAAUGGGGUGAAGAGUAAUGAUUGCAUUACAUGUGCAAAAUCUUUAAUCCAUAGAUCAGGUUUUAUUACUUACAGGGUUCAGCCUAGAGAAAGGUUUUAUAAGUGUAGUGGCUCCACAAAAUAUUUUACAUUUAUGUAAAAUUAUCAGAGAUCUCCAUUAUCAUCAGAGAUCUCACACAGGGAGAAGACUUUAUGAGUGCAGUGAAUGUGGGAAAUCUUUUACCACUAAUUCUGUCCUCCAUGCUCAUGGGAGAGUUCACACUGGAGAAAGGCCUUAUGAGUGCAGUGAAUGUGACAAGUCCUUUCUGCGAAAAUAUAGCCUCAAAGUACAUAUAAAUGUUCAUUCAGGUGAAAAGCCUUGUAAGUGUAAUGAACGUGGGAAAUCUUUUAAGUGGAAGUCAACACUGAUUAAACACCAUAGAAUUCACACAGGAGAAAGGCCUAAUGAGUGCAGUGAAUGUAGGAAAUCUCUUAUCUAUAGCACUCACCUUCAUUAUCACAGAAUUCACAUUGGAGAAAGGCCUUAUGAGUGCAAUGAAUGUGGCAAGUCCUUUAUCUGAUGAAAUAUCCACAGGUACACAAAAAAAUUCACUCAGAUGAAAGCCUUUAUAAGUGAAAUGAUUGUGGGAAGUCUGUGAAAUGUAAGUCAACAUUGAUUAAAUACCAGAGAAUUCACACUGGAGAAAGGCCUUAUGAGUAUAAUGAAUGUGGGAAGUCUUUUACUACUAAUUUGGCCCUCUGUUAUCACCAUAGAGUUCACACUGGAGAGAGACCUUAUAAGUGCAGUGAAUGUGGCAAGUCCUUUGUCAGAAAAAAUAGCCUGAGUGUAUGCCUAAAGGUUCACUCAGGUGAAAAGCCUUAUAAGUGUAAUGAAUGUGGGAAAUCGUGGAGGUGUAAAUCAACAUUCAUUCAACACCAGAGAAUUCACACAGGAGAGAGGCCUUAUGAGUGCAGUGAAUGUGGGAAAUCCUUUACCAGUAGAUCUGCCCUUCAUUCUCACCAGAGAGUUCACACUGGUGAAUGGCAUUAUGAAUGCACUGAUUGUGGGAAAUCUUUUACUACUACUUCUGACCUUCAUUCUCACAAGAGAGUUCACAAUAGUGAAAGGCCUUAUUUGUGCACUGAAUGUGGCAAGUCCUUUAUCCAAAGAAACACUCUCAAUGUACACGUGAAGGUUUAUGCCAGUGAAAGUCUUUAUAAAUGUAAUGAAUAUGGCACAUCUUUGAACUAUAAGUCAACAUUGAUCCAACUCCAGAGAAUUCACACAGGAGAAAAGCCUUAUCUGUGCAGUGAAUGUAGGAAGUCUUUUAGUUAUAGCCGUACCCUCCUAUAUCAUUGUCAGAGUCACCUUGCAAUAAGCCCUUAUGAUUGGAGUGAAUGUGGGAAAUCUUUUACUUGUAGUUCUUCUCUCUAUGAUCACAAGUGAGUUCACACUGGAGAAAGGCCUUACAGAUGACAAGAAUGUGGGAAGUCUUUCACUGCUCGUUCCCUCCUCCAUUCUCACCAGAGACUUAACACUGGAAAAAGGCCUUAUGAGUGCAGUGAAUGUGUCAGGACCUUCCAAAGAAAUAUCCUCAAUGUACACAUAAAGGUUCAUUUGGGUGAAAAGCCUUAUUAAGUGUAAUGAAUGUGGGAAAUUGUUGAAGUAUAAGUCGACAUUCGUUCAACACCAGAGAAUUCACACAGGAGAGAGGCCUUAUGGUUGCAGUGAGGGAAAUCUUUUAUUAGUUACAGUGCUCUUAGUUAUCAUCACAGAGUUCACAAUGGAGAGAGACCUUAGGAAUCCUGAAGAUGUGGGAAAACUUUCAGCUAAAUUUCUUUUUUUUUUUUUUAAGGAUUUUAUUUAUUUAUUCAUGACAGACGCAGAGAGAGAGAGGCAGAGACACAGGCAGAGGGAGAAGCAGGCUCCAUGUAGGGAGCCCGAUGUGGGACUUGAUCCUGGGACUCAAGGAUCACGCCCUGGGCUGAAGGCAGGCACUAAACCACUGAGUCACCCGGGGAUCCCCUUCAGCUAAAUUUCUAAUCUCAUUCAACUUGAGAAAGUACACAGUAGAUAAAGUUCUUAAUAGGUGAUAAUAUGAACUGAAUGGUUAUGUUCACUAAUGGUGACAUGUCGAAUCCCUGUCCUCUAAUGCAGUAGGAGUAGCAGGUUCUGUCUUUUGAAGGUAAUAUUUAUUAGAAUGGGUCAUGUGUGUAGAUCCCUAAUGAAUGGUAUUGAUGUUUUAUAAGAAUCUGAGAUCGCUAGCUUCCCCUACCAAUCAUGUGAGGACCCUUUGAGAAGAUCUCCAAUCAAUCAGGAAGCUGGUCCUUGCCAGACACAAAACCAGACCAUAUGGGGAAUGUUAUGUGAGGUACCCAGCUUCCAGAACUGAGAAAUAAAUAAAUGUUGCUUACAAGCCACCCAGUUUAUCAUAUUUUGUUAGAGCAGCCUGCGCUCAGACAAACAUGAAGAAUAUGGGUAAUUCUUCGGGCAAAGAUACUGUUUCAGAGAAAUCAGAAUACACUCUGGAGCAAGGCCACAUGAUUAAGGUGAAGGACACCAUUCCUUUCACCAAACUUCUGUCUUUAUUCCACAUCUGAGAGUUCACACUACAGAAAGGCUUUAAAAUGGCAGGGAAGAUGAUAUUUCCUUCCCUAGUAUAUGAUGCUGAGAACCUUUAUGAGGCAGCCAUCUUCCCAAUUUGAGCUUUGUUCACCUGAAUGUCCACAAUGGAAUGACUUCCUUAGGUUCCAGGUAUUUGAGAAAAAUUUGGAAGUUGUACUCUGUGAUCUGAUGUAUUCAAAGUCCUUGCUGGAAGUCACUGCCAGAUCCUGUGGCAGACGUCCUUUCACCUCAGCCACCUUGAUGGUCCCAAUAGUGAACUUCUGUCACCACCCAUAUGCUCAACACCAUAUGCAUUAUCCAUUAGUGAUGCUGACCUUUGCUUUGUCAUUAGCUGAUGGCAAUUAUGGGUGUUUAGAACUCCUUAUUCCCUGCUAUGUUAGGGCAUGGAUGUGAGCCAGUGUUGACCCUCAGUACCUCAUCAAUAUUCUGGGUGGUGUUUUGCCGAGAAUGAGUAAAUCUGGUAGGGGCAUUGUUGGUCUCCUGAGGAUUGUGAUAAAUCUUUGUGGCUUCCAAGUCAGCAACAGAGGAAUUAGGUGCUAAGUGUUGCUCUCCUUUAGGUAUUGCUGUCUUUUUGAUUGAAUUACCAUGAAUCUUAGGUAUCAGAUUCACGCUAAGGGGUGGUUUGAAAUUAGAAUUGGGCUCUGCCAGCACAUAGGAGAUUCAUUGUCUCCCAAAUUUACUGUAUCUCCGAACGGAUGAUUGCAAAUAAAUAAUACAUAUGUACGUCAGUUCUACUCUUCAGCUUGGGCCUCAAUUUGUAUUGAAACUCAAGACCUUUGUUAUGGGCUGAAUUCUGUACCUAAAAUUCACAUGUUAAAGUUGUAACCCCCAGUACCUCACAAUAUGGCUUUAGUUAGACAGAGACUCUUUUAAGGAGAUGGUGAAGUUGAUGGGUUAUUAGGAUGGACUCUUAUGAGAUAUGACUGGCUUUGUGAUAAGUGGAGAUGAGGUUACAGGCACACACAGCUGACCAUGUGAAGAUAGGAAGCCUCUCUAUAAGCCAAGGAGUGGAGUCUCAAGGAGCUAACCUUACUGACACCUUAUAUCCGAUUUCUAGACUCCAGAUUUGUGGAAAAAUAAGUUUCUCUUAUUUUCCCAGUGUGCAGUACUGUAUUAUAACACUUCUAGGAAAUACAGCCUCUUAGGAUCCACAUCUGGGUUUUAUAUUCUGGAUGCCAGGAAGUUUUGAGUGCUCACAGGUCACCCUGAAGAGGGAGCAGCUGAGACCAUCUCCAGUGCUUGUGGAGACCAUGUGAAUAUUUUGCUUGUCUACAGCUGAUAGCACAGUGCCUUCCACUGUUGAGUGGAACUCUACCUCAGAUCCUUCAGAGGAGUUAUGUGACCUGAUGUACAGUAUUCACCUGUGACAUCACAGGGGAAGGGGAACUGUAAGUGGUCAUCUAGAUGACUACGUAAUUAGGUAAUUAGAGGAGAUAUCAGGCCCCUAGUGGAGUACAUUUGGUGUCAAAGUGUAUCCACAGAUGUAGUGAGUAGCUGGGCAGGAUCAGUGUGCACAGAAAUUCAUCACUUCAGACACAGGUAUCCUGUGUAACAGAUCAUUGUCAUAAAAUAAUCCAAAAGUCUCUGAAUUCUCCUAUUUUCUGGGGUGCUUAACGUGUCCAGGCCAUUGUGGUGCAGGCAGGAAAAAGCUAAAGACCAGGGAGAACGCAUAGUCCAGGGAAGUAGCUUUUGUGACCCAAUGGAGGGGAGGGGGGACAUCUUCCUUCCAGGUACACCCUAGCAUCUACAGCAGAAAAAGGAAAUGUAAAAAAAAAAAAAAGAAAGAAAAAGAAAAAGGAAAUGUUACUGGAGGUGGUGCAGAGGCCUACUCUUGCUUGGUCAAGAUAAUCAGUCCCGAUGUCCAUAAACGAUUUCUCCAAGGUGGACUUCUCAGCAUUUUUCUCUGGUCUGAGAGCUUGGAGGUGGUUUUGCAAAGAUGUCCUUUCAGUCAACACCCUUUUCUUCUUUGGACAUAUACCAGUAUUGAUCUCUUCAUGUGUUUGAAACAUUUGGGUUAUUUCCAGGAUUUGGGUUAUUUUCCGCUUUUGACUUUCACAAACCCCUCUAUAUAUUUUCAUUAGAUUUCCUUAUGCAGGGCACGUUGGUGGCUCAGUUGGUUAAGUGCUUGCCUUUGGCUCAGGUCAUGAAUCCAUGGUUCUGGGAUGGAGACCCUAUCAGGCUCCCCGCUCAGCAGGGAGUCUGCUACUUCCUUUCCCUCUGCCCCUUACCCUACUUGUUUUGUCUCUUGCUCUCUUUCAAAUAGAUAGGGCAGCCCGGUGGCUCAGCGGUUUAGCACUGCCUUCAGCCCAGUGUGUGGUCCUGGAGACCCGGGAUCAAGUCCCAUAUCUGACUCCCUGUGUGGAGCCUGCUUCUCCCUUUGCCUGUGUCUCUGCUUCUCUCUCUCUCAGUGCCUCUCAUGAAUAAAUAAAAUCUUUUUAAAAUUCCAUAUGCAAAUAGAGUCUUCAUUUCUCUUCUGUUAAAACUCAGAGUGUGGGGAUCCCUGGGUGGCGCAGCGGUUUGGCGCCUGC